Molecule: messenger RNA, 447 nt
Organism: Microthlaspi erraticum
Lineage: Eukaryota; Viridiplantae; Streptophyta; Magnoliopsida; Brassicales; Brassicaceae
Source: the annotation of a GenBank genome assembly
AUGGAAGGAAGAAGGAUCAUAGCAAACCCUAGACCUUGCAGCGGUAGGAGAGUUUCAGCGAAGAAGAGAACUCGUCCCGAUGGAUUCAUCAACAGCGUCAAAAAGCUUCAACGCAGAGAAAUCUCGUCCCGUAUGGAUCGAGGUUUCUCCAUUAGCACCGCUCAGGAGCGAUUCCGCAAUAUGCGUCUCGUGGAGCAUUACGAUACGCACGAUCCCAAAGGGUACGCAUUACCCUUCUUGAUGAAACGAACGAGAGUCAUCGAGAUUGUGGCUGCGAGAGACAUUGUCUUUGCGCUUGCUCAUUCUGGUGUUUGCGCAGCUUUCAGCAGAGAGACGAACAAAAGGGUUUGCUUUUUGAAUGUUAGCCCUGAUGAAGUCAUCCGGAGCUUGUUCUACAACAAGAACAAUGACUCUCUCAUCACUGUUUCUGUUUACGCCUCUCUUUGA